Molecule: messenger RNA, 5686 nt
Organism: Symsagittifera roscoffensis
Lineage: Eukaryota; Metazoa; Xenacoelomorpha; Acoela; Convolutidae
Product: WD repeat-containing protein 90-like
Exons: 1
Coding region: 5-5536 (1843 amino acids)
Molecular function (GO): protein binding
Source: RefSeq, a predicted model, not a curated record
UGAAAUGUCAGCUGCAUUUUCGAGUGUGUGGCAAUUGCCAUAUGUUAAUGUGUUCAAACACCUCAAGCUCGACCACCAAGACUGGACGAAAGCCAGUAAAGAAGGUGACGUCACACAUCGAAUGGACAAGGUCAUCAAAUGUAGUGUGUUUAAAAUCAGCGGAUCAGUUCCAGCUAGCAACUUCAUUCUCAUACCCAAGAAAAACACUCCAAGUAUAUCUCUGACUGGAACUUACUUUUACCUGCAGUUCAAACCGCUUCCGACAAAAUAUUUUGUGUUCCAUAUUGAAGUUGUGACCCGAGAUGACCUUGUGAUCAGGAUAUCUGUUUCAAACCUGUUCAAAGAGUUCAAAUGUACGAGUACCUGGAUUCAGUUUCCAUACGCUUACCCGGCUCCAGCCAACUCAGUGGAAGCUGUAACUGCUCCAGGAAACCAAUCAGGUAAUCAUCAUCAACAUCAUCCUGCACCUCCGAACUCUAGAUGGACCUUGCUCUGUCUGAACUUAAAAGAUAUGCUGUCCAAGUAUGUACAGAGACAGUACUCGCAUGUAAAGACAAUUCAGCUGUGCUCGAGCAUGCUUGUGCGAAAUGUGUUCACGUCAGAUACUGACUAUGAUCCGGAAAUAUCUUUCAGAGAAGCGCAGAAACUUGCAGGUCUUCAUAAGGUUUCACCCAUUCCUCGUGAAAUGGCAUUUCCGGUUACUAAAAAUGAAACCUGGAAUGAACUUUACUGUCACGUACGGCUUCCGUCGCUGGCAUCUACACCAUUUGAAACGCGCCAUCACGAGGAGAUUAUGAAAAAUUCUUCAAUUAAUAAACGCGUAGGUGAAUUGAGCUCAGGUGCAUGUAGGCGAAAAAACAUGCUUGACUCAAUACCCUUGAAGCUGAACCAGGAAGCAAAUAAAGCUCGCAACAUUCCACCGAAUAUGAUGGGAGGAGGCGAUGCCGUAGAACUGGUUGCCAAGAAACCAGUAGUGGCAAAAGAAUGUGUUCAUAUUUACCCAAACCUAGAGAGCCCACGAAGCAAAGAAAGAAGUCACGUGGGCGCUGAUAUAGCUACAGAGGCAUCUUUGGUAUCUGAUUAUAGGUCAUCUAAUUCAAUGGGCAGCAGACAACAAAGUCGUUCGGAGUUCAAAACGUCACUCAAACCGGACCCGAUAGCACAACUAAGUCGGGUGAUUGGCGCCAACUCGCACGAGUACCCCAACUCAGUUUGCUGGGCUGCAAAUGACUCAAACUUAGUUUACUCGUCUAGUGCAGUUGUAGUUUGUGUCGACGUUUCUACCGAUCUUCAGCGAUUUUUCGUUGGUCACACAGAAAGCGUGACUUGCUUAGAUGUCAAUAGUAACUCGACGGUGCUGGCUUCAGCCCAAAGUGGUAUGCACUCGAUGGUUCGAUUAUGGAAGUUCAACAACGCACAGCUCAUUACUGUGUUUAGAGCACCCGAAGCCGAACUUGGAUCUCUUGAAUUUAGUUCGGACAGUUCUUUGCUAUGCGGCACUGGAAACGACUCACACGGCAAAUCGGUCAUAUGUUUAUGGGAUGUAUCUUCAGUGACAAAAAACUACGACGCACCUCUUAUUGCCAAAGCGCAUGCUGAUGUCGAUAUUGUGGCACUCAAAUUGAACUAUUUCACAUCGACUAAAAUGGUAUCUUGUGGACGUGAAAACAUUCGUUUCUGGCGCUUGAAACAAAGAUCAUUGCGAUCUUGUCCUGUUGUAUUGGGAGAUUACACUUCCCAAAACUUCACUGACAUUGCUUACAUGUACAGUUUCUCGAAAACCAAUGAAAAUGAAGAACCUAAAUCGGUUCUCUGCUGUACCAGUUCAGGUUAUGUUUUCGAAAUUGACGUUGAAGGUGUCGCAGUUCGUGCAAUCAGAAGACUAGUUGAUUCGAGUAUUCAAGAGAAAGCUGUCAACUUGAACAGUCUUUAUGUGACGUCACAGUAUUGUGUCAUUGGAUCGCGUGACGGUUUCUUACGAGUUUGGAGUCUAGACUUUGCGUCAGUUCUGUUAGAAUACGAGCACAGUUCGGAAGUUAUCCUUGCAAAGCCGAACCGAAAAGGCGACAAAGUUUGCUCGGUUACAGUUUCAAAUCAAAUCGGAGUUUUGAAUAUAGUAACAAGAGAGUUCAUCGCGUUUCAGAGCUAUCCUAAAAAGUAUAUUACAAGUUGCGAUGUUUCGAAUGAGAAACUAAUUGCAGUAACGGCUGCGCUUGACCAGCAAAUAAAUGUGUGGGAUUUACACACGGGAAAUUUGACGCACAAUUUUCACUCGACUUCAGACGCGCCUCUGAUUGUGGCGUUCCAUCCUAGUUACGAUUGGAUAAUUUGUGGGUUUGAAUCAGGCGCCUUGAGAGUUCUUGACAUGCAAACUGCUCAUUUUAUUCACGAGUUCCCCGAUGCUCUGAAAGGGCAAGUCACUGGACUUGUUGUUCGUCACUGUGGUCGCCAAUUCCUAGCCUCGUGUAGUUUGGGUAUUUUGGGUUCGUUCGCCAUUGACCCCAAAUUUGCUAUUCAGCGAUUACUUCCUUCAAGUUUGCCCAAAGGAAAAAUUAAAAAGCAAACUUUGAGUCUAAGCAAAGACGGGCUUCGUUGUGUUUACAUUGGACCCUCUGAGUAUAUAGUUAGUGUGAUUGAUAGCAAAACUUUGGACGAUUUGAUGAGAAUAGACAUUACACAGUUAAGUUUAGAGUACCUGAACAGAGGAGUGAUAGAAAAAGGAGUGACUGUCAAAUUCUCGGAGACUCAUAUCUUACUCGUAACAACAUCUGGAAACUUGUAUUUUCUGGACUUAGCAUCUGGGAAACGUCUGAAUAUGAUCAAUGUUCAUAAAGAAUCUUGUAAUGCGUUAGCAGUUGGCGGCAAUGAUGAAUACUUUUUCACGUCCGGUGAAAAAGUGCUAAAAGUCUGGGAUUACAAGCUCCGUUUUGAUGUCAAUUUCCAGAUGUUGAUGGGUCAUAUUGAUGAAGUGAACAGCAUUCAUUUUGUUAGGAAGUUGAAUACAAUUAUAUCCGUCGGAGACCACUUGUGCAUGUGGCGACUUAGAGAUAGUUCACCUUUGAUGUCAGAAUCUGAGAAUAAAAUCUCGCAUAGAGUUGAGAAAUUACCAUCAAAAGUAGCUAAUAUUAAUGAUGAAUUCAAGGUACAAAGUAAAGACAUGAUGCGUCUUGACGCUGAUCAUACAUCAGAAACGGUGUCGAAUCUUCUAACGAAAUCAUCGGAAAAUAAGCCCAGAAAGUUUGCCCCAGAGCCGGUGCCUGCGCCUCCUGAUUUGAGUUCCAUUGCUGGCCACAAUGAUUCAAUUGUUAGUGAACUGGAAAUUCUAAACAUUUCGGACAAUGAGUUAAAUACAAAUGACAAAACACCUCCGAAACGAAAAGUUGCAGAACGGGAAAAUUCAAUCAGAAAUGGAGAAGUCUUAGUGGUUUCUGAGAUAGCAAAAAGGUCCAAUGAAACACAGAAAUCAAAAGCACCGACUUGUUUUAAUCACUUUCGAAGGAAAGAAAAGGUUUCAAAAGUUGCCGCAGUUCAUUACUCGGCGCCCGAAAAUCAAGCGGGCUUGAAAUUGAAGUCGCUAAUAGCAUUUAACGGAAACGCAAGAGAUAACAUCCUGUGGCGGACGGAACCAGGUUUGGUCUACUAUACAUCGGGGAUUUCAAUUGUGAUUGAAGACCUGGCCUCAAAUGAGCAGAGAAUUCUGAAAGGUCACGUGAGUGAAAUAUCGACUCUGGCAAUUCAACCUUCAGGCCAAUUGCUAGCUAGUGCAGCGGGUGAAAGCGAAGAGAUACCAUGUCAAAUUAUAGUUUGGGAUCUGACAACUUCGACAUGCCACAAAGUGAUACCAUGUGCAAAUAGAGAGAUUAUUGCAAUGAAAUAUUCAAACGAUGGCCGAUUUCUGGUGUCUCUCAGUGAUUUUACUGACAAGUGUGUUUAUGUUUGGAAUUCGCUCUCAAUGAAUCUUUUACUUUCUUCUAAAUUAGACUUCGUCGCUAAUUCGGUUGCGUGGGACUGUGACUCACCUUUGGAGUUCUGCAUCGUCGGCAGUGACUGCUCGGUUUCGUUCUGGAUCUUGGAGGAAUCGGCAGACACAGAUGGGGAUUGUGAAGCCGAAUACUCUCUAUCCUAUCAUCACUCGGAAGUUCCGACUGAAGUAGCUAAACAUCGACGCGAUAGUAGAAGCGUGAAGGAUGGUCACGCCUUUGUGUCUCUAUGCUACGCUGGGUUGAGUAUUCUCUACAUUGGUUCGGAUCAAGGGGUUGUUGCAGCAUGGGAUACUAGGAGCAACAAGUGUUACAUGCACUGGAUAGCGGGUCAAGCUGAGAUAACCCAUAUCUCUGCACUCGGAUCCAGACUUAUUACUGGAUCUGUGGACCACAAACUGAAACUAUGGACUGUUAUGACCUCCAACUCGAAUCAGCCGACCAGAAUUUCUUCUGAGUCAUCGCGAGUUCCAGGAAAUGGACUGAUUAUGGAGGACGAGUACACUUUAUCAGGUGAAAUCACAGGCGCAUCAUUCGACGACAAUUUAGAGCUGGGACUUGUAGGAACUUCUGAUUGUCUGAUUUGGUACAUCAAUUGGCUAGAGCGAAACACAGUUCGCCUGGUCAGUGCAAACAACUCUGAUAUAACGUGCACCAAGUUUUGCGGUCAUGAGUCAAUAGCAGUCGGUUGCUCAGAUGGUGGUGUGAAAUUGUUUUCUACCACAGAUAACGAGUUGCUGGUACAUUUCAAAACGAGAAAACCAGUUUCUUGUUUAGAGUAUUUUGAAUUGUCUUCAAAGCGCGAAGUGAACAAACUAAUUGUAGCUGGGUUUUCAGACGGAAGUGUCACAGUCUUUGAUGUGAACAAAUCAGAAGUUUUGAAAACGAUAACAGUUCACACAGAAACUGUGAAUAGAAUCUCGAUCUCAGCUGGUAAAAAUUUCAUUUUGUCAGCUUCCGAAUCAGGUGCAGCGGCUUUAAUUGACUCGUCAUCAUUUGUCAUCUCUAGAAUGUUGUCGGACCAUAAGGGUUCACCAAUUUCAGACAUAAGUUUUUCUCCUUUUAUAACUGGCGAUAAAGAGUAUUUUGCAAUUGCGAGUUUCGACCGACGAAUCUCAAUUUGGCAAAGUAGUUGGAAUAAAGAGCGAUGUGUGUUAUGCGAUUGGGUUACAUUUUCAGGGCCAUCUUUCGAAGGUCAAAAUAUGAAAAAGUUACCUACUGUUGUUGAGUUUAGUCGAUCAGAGAAGGAUAUUGUUCUAUAUUCGGGAUAUUUGAGCUGUAAAGCCAUCCGGUUUUACAGCAUGCGAGAGCGCAGAGUCCUUCGAGAGAUUGAGAUAGAUUCCCACCCAACUUUCAUUACUCUCUCGCCGAAGGGAAAUCUGAUUUGCAUGGGUACUGAUUCCUGGUUGUUGAAGCUUGUCGAUUACUUAGAAGGAAGUUUUCAAGAUUUCCUAAUCCACUCACAGCGUGUCAGCGCUGCUAAUUUUGGGGAAGACAAUUCAAUGCUAGUGUCUUGCGCUGGAAAUGAAAUAGUCAUAUGGAAAGUUUCACUGUAAAAAGAAUACUUACAAAGUUCAGAAUCACAGAAGUGCCUUAAUAGACUCAUGGAUUACUUGAAGAACUUGCCUUGUAGAUUGUAUUGUGUAAAUAUUUUGUAGUGUAAAUAGUGUUUCUUGUCAUCAGUUUUACCUAGUUGCCAAUUUCAA